GAUAUGGCGCACUGAUUUGGACUUCCUCGUCCCCCACAACGAUCGACUGAUGGUCCUUACCGUCAACUCCAGCAAUAUCAAUCCUGAGCUACCCCCUUCAACCCUCAACCCCGAGACCAUCACCGACAACCCUCUACACACCGACCCAACCCAAACCAACCCAAAAAUGACGCCAACCCUCACCAAAGAGACCAAAAUGGAUAUGAACCCAUCCCAGAGCCUCCCAAGCCUAGCGGAACCAAAGGCGACCACAACCCGCGUCACGGUGCUAGAAUCACUCCGUAAAACCCAAAAGGAUUCCAGUUACCACCAAGAUAGAAGAGGAACUAGAGUGUCAGAUGGAGCACGGAAGGAGAAGACAUCUUAUGCCAGGUUACCUGAGGAUGGCAAGUGGAGCCCCUUGUCUGCAGAGCUCCUCAACUACACCAUCGCUCUUCUGGUAUUUGCUAUCAGGUACCCAUCCGUAUUCUGGCACACCAACAAGGCUUUUGGUCUGCUGUUUUCCCUUCAGUUGAUUGUGAAUGGUAUACACACUAUCCUCAUUAUCACUGCCUUCACCAUACUCUAUAAGCUACAUGUGUGUGACAGUUCGAAAGAGCUCCACGGUGGAGAGAACUUCCUACUGAAUCUGCCAGCAACUGUUGGGCUGCUGGUGGUUGCUGUGAUGGUGGUCACUGUAUCCUCAUCAGCCAUAUACUAUUAUGGCUACCAAAAGUUUACUGAUUUUGUGGUUAAGAGUCGCCAGCGAUAUCAUAUUACAUACGAUAAUGAGCCAGAUUCUGUACGCCCAUACGCGCCCCACUGCGCCGCCCUCGUUGUGCUGGUGGCUAUGGGCGUCUCCCACGGGCCGCUGCUGUGGGAUCUCUCCCUUGUAUACCGGGGCUCCCUCGAUGCCAUUGUUCUAGCUGCUGUCAUUGGUUCCAUUGUCCACCUGUUCCUGUGGAUUGUUCUCUGGCUCCUGCUGACUGUCAAGUCAUCCUGGACCUUCAAGCUCCGGGUGACCGUGGGACGAGCGUGUGUCUCGUCGGCUCGUUCCAUCAAGCUGGUCAAUGAUGUGGAGUUGGCCUCCGGGGACCCCCACAGUCAGGCCCGCACGCCCCUGCUGGUGGUGGGGGCGGGCAAGGCCUACGCCAUCAAUGAUUCUGCACCAAAGAAGACCAUUAUGAGUGUUGUACAAAAGACUCACCAGGAGAAGCGUGCUCGAGGGGAGGAGGAGGAGAUCUACUGGCUCCGUCCCAGCCAACCUGUGCGCUCCACUUCCCAAAGUAAGCCCAUGUCACCCAGGGCUAAAGUGACCUUUGACGAGGGUGGCAUCUUGACCUCUCCCAGAAAAGGUAAAGUCACCAAGGCACCAAAAGUUGAAGAGUCUACUUACCGGCGCGUCACAACUCUCUCAGACUCCGAGGACGAGGCCGGAGACUAUGCUCUGCUCACAGAGACCCCACAGGUUAAUGACCCACCUCAACAGGAGGAAACCCCAAGAUACGUUGACAGACAACAGAUUCUCGCAUAUCGUCGAGCAAUGGAAGAGCGGCUGUGUCCAGCAGCCACCACCACUACUACAGCUGUCCCAGACUACGAGGACGCUGACCACCUCAACCUUCGCAGUCCUCAAGCCUCCCACCACCUGGACACACAGGGCCCGAUGACUCCACGUAGCACCCGCAGUAACGACUCUGGUGUUGCUCACGAAGAUCGCUCCCAGCGCAGUGACUCGGUCUCAACAUCGUCUUCUAACACGCCACCAGAGAACUCUGAGGAGUCUGGAGUCCAUUCUGGUGCUACAGACAUCAUGAGACACAGGUCCAACAGUGUGGAUGAUCUGACCCAGCUACCUCCUGACCCUAGUCACGUGUUGACUCCGCCAAAGGCCAUGUCCAUGCCUCGUCCUUUAAUGGGCUCUGGCAGUCCCUUUGCAUACACUUGUGUUGGUGGGAAUGUGUCUGCUGGCACAGUGUCGCCUGUGCCAACGUCUAUAUUGUACCCAGCUGCAGAAUCAACAGUUGUCAUUCGAAGGCAGCGAAAUCUAACACAGGAAAUCAAACCACCCGUUGAUCCAAUUUAUGGCACGAGACCUUUGACCUCCUUCACAGAUCAGCAGCAACAGGACACCAAGAAGAAGAAUACAAAUGAAGAUUUAAUGGCCAUUGCACAAAACAGUUUUAACAGCAAUCAGUCAACAAAUUCAAGUGGUUAUCAUAGCAGUGCUAAUGGUAGCAGCGGCAGUAACAGCUCUAGUAACUCACCCGUUCCUCAACACCCAGGUUCCUCUUGCUCUCCCGGACUACCUAUUUAUGGACAAAAACCUCCUCACGGUGGUAUCCAGAAUAUCUAUGGCCACACGAACCGUUCAAACCCAAGAGUUAACUCUCACAGUCCACAGAGUUUGUAUGGUCGUACAGUUUCUGGCUCGAGUGCAUCUGUCAAACUACCCCAGGCACCACAGAUCCCCUUACCACCUAUUCCUCAGGGUGCUCUACCACCAGGUGCAGUUCACCAGAGUUCAUUGCAAGAUAUUUAUGGUCGCACUACUGGUCAGAAGAUUUAUGGGCACCUUGGGGAUUCCAAUAGUAUUUAUGGCACGGGUCCAGCCAGACAUCCAGUGGGCCGCUCAGUUAGCUUGAGAUCCUCCUCGGGGGCAGUGCCCAAGUACAAUAUGGGUGGGUUUUCACAUUCAUCCAGAGAGUCUAGUUACAAUACGAAUGUGUGAGUUCAUGUAGAGAUGAUGUUUUUUAGGGUUAGAGUUAGCAUUUGAUGUUGUUGCCUAUGUUGUGCCAGACUAGGUCAAAAACUCUCCUUUUUGUACAAUAUCAACAUGGAUGCUACAAGUGGAUCUCACUGAAAAGUCUUUGAACACAUUUGAGCUGUCAUGCGUUAAUUUAUACUUGUGUGCUCAAGAGAAUAUGAAAUAUUUUACCCGUCCAUUCCUGGUGACUGUAAGAGUGGGAGGGCGAGGCUUCACAUAACACUGAGCCCUCUCUUGUCUCAUAUCCUAUGAGGAAUAUAUAUUGCUUGUGUGUUGCUAUAGUACUUUUUGAGACAUUAAAUGUAUCAAAUCUUAUGUACAUAUCUUACGAUAAUGGCUCAGCACAGUACACAUAUUCAUGUUUAUUACAUAUUUACUUGUGCUCUAAAGAGUGAUGGCCAUAACUGUUAUAUUUUUUGUUACUAGUAAACUGUCUCAUAUUUUAAGAUGAACUGCUGAUCAAACGUGUGGGAAAACAAAUUUGUUUUGUGGUAGAUGUCUGGGAGAACAAAAUAGUCUUAUGACAGAUGUCUGGAUCUUGUCUGAUCAGUGUUUUAGUGAUUAACUAAAUAUAAAAACUAUAUUUAAAUAUACUGUUAUUCUGAUUUGUAAAUAUUUCAUAUAACAUUCAUUAUUUCAUCAUGAUUGAAGAAAUUGUUAUAUUUUUAUCUGUUUUAGGUAUUGUGUCAUCAAUUUUUUUCUGUUUGAGCAUUCCUACAUAACUAAGGAAAUUACAACCAGUUAAUUUAUUGAUCUUCUCAAGCCGAGGAUGAAGACACCUGUACUAUAUGAGCGUCUUCUAGUGCAUCAACAAAAUCACCCAAAUAUUCUUUGAAGGGCAACUUUUAAAGUUUAGGGCUUUGUGAUCUUAAAAUUAUCAAAGCCUCUUUAAAGACGUAUUCACGUGUUAAACUAACGAGUGUCAGAAGAGUGUUAGUUGCAUUGUGACUGGAUCUUAAAGCCUUAUUCCAAUGCACUUGGAAUUAAUGCUGAUGGUCUAAUUUUUGUUUAACUAAUGAUGUUUUCAGCUACAGUAUUUGCAGACAAGGAUAAUAUUGAUAUCACGAAAUUGUUUUGCAGAAAUAUGUGGGUAUGAAUAAUCCUUUUUCUUCUUCGCUAACCUACUAAUACCACCACCACCACCACCAACACCAACAACACCAUUACUCAUCGUCUGCACCAUUACCAACAUCACUACCUCUAUCACCAUCACCAUUUUCACCACCACCACCACCACCAAUAUCAUCACCAUCACAAUUAUAACCACAAUUAUCAUUACCAUCACAAUUAUAACUUAUCAUUAUCAUUACCAGCAGCACGACAAUGACCUUCACCAACACCGUCAUCACUCCUAUUACCCCACUCACACAGGGUGGGAAGGUGUCCCUCUAUAAGGGGUGUUAAACUAUACUGCUUCUACCUUCUAUUCUAACUAGCAUUAUAGAAACUAAUACCAUCAUAUAGGAAGCUAAUAUUGUACUGUACUACCAUCAUGGGAACCUAGUACUACACUACCAUUUUGGGAAAUUAGUACCACAGCUUGUGUCAGUCACUUCAGAGAAUUCAUCCUUAAUGAGUCCCACUUAAGUGAUAUUAUUAUUAUUACAAAUAAUGUAGCUAUUAACAUCUCCAGUAUUUGAUCUGAGCUGUAAACUCUUUGGUAAACCAAAGAAUGAUGUUUGUUUACAUCUGCCAUAGAUCUAUGUAUAUGAGUUUGAUGUAUAUACCUUAAAUAAGUUUGUAAAUAUCAUUAUACAUUCAAUACAUUGAGUUCUAUUGUCAUAUAUUAAGUCUAGUUAAACAUUAUUUUAAUUGUAUUGUGAAUUGUAUAUAAGUUGUAAAGUAUAUUAAUGCAUCUCUCUAAUUCCAUUAUGACUUUUUAAUCUUGAUCAAAAGUUAUCCACAUACAGUAUAUACAAAAUAAGAUACUGAUAGCUACUUUGGAUUUAUAUAUUCAGAGAUUAAAUAUAUACUAGAAUUUUGUUCCUUCUUGUCAAAGUUAUGAUUAAACAAAUUUAAUCUUAGUUAAAUCACAGAAAAGUUAGAUAAUAAUAUUUAGAAAAAUUAUCUAAUUUUUUCCAAACGCAUUUCUUGUGCCAAAUAUUUGAUCCGUAGCAGUGUUCAGGCCUGUGAGAAAACCAAAGGAAAAAUGCUUAGGUGUAUGUUAAGGGUAAAUUCAAGUUGAGUUUAUCUGUAGUGUAUGUACAUACUCAAAAUACUGUACUGUAUCUGAUUCAGGCAAUAAUUGUUGUUAUUGUGGAUUAAAAGUGUGUAUUAGAUAUGUAAAAUAUUAUAGUGUGGUGAUUGCUAUAUAGCAAGUGUGUGUUAGGUUGCUACAGAUUGCAAGAGGUAUUAGUAAUGCCAAAAGAAAUCACAUUAACAUGAUGUAUCAUUGAGAACAUCAGUAGGAGCAGUGAGGAGGAUUCGAACCUACGCUCAGGGUACUACCAAGCACAUGCCUUAGACCAUUACAUCAUGACAUGAGUUAAAGCAAUGUACCCUGGGAUUCACCUGAAUCCUCUAGGGGUCCUGAGGCUUCAACUGACCACAUGUCCAAGGUGUGUGCUUGGGAUUACCCAGAGCAUAGGUUCGAAUCCUCCUCAUGGCUUCUACUGAUUUUCUUCGGUAUUAGUAACGCCUGAAGUCUGUAGUGACAAAUUGAUUACCACAAUGUAAAAUAUAUGUUGUUUACUGCUUAAACAGUACACACAUAACGUUAUCUCCUUUGUGUGAAUUUAUGUGAGAUUGUGAGUAUGUUCCUAUGUAUGUGUGAACACAUACAUGCAGCAUUUAUAUGUACACAAGUAGGCAUGAAUGGAAACCUAUUGGUGAAUACUGUAUAAGUGGAUGAUGUGUUCUGUAUUGAUAAGGAGCAUCAUGUAUACACAGGUACCACAAACGUGAAAUCAUGUGCAUUUACACAAAUUUGUAUUAAUAAUGCCAAGUAAUCACAUACCUUACUGAGGUACCAUCUACGUCUUCUAAGAUUUACUGAGGACUCUAUGUCUGCCAAGAAUUAUUGAGGUAUCUUUGUCUGUCAAGAGUUACUAAAGUGUCCGUCUGCCAAGAUUUACCAAGGUAUUAUCUUCGUCAAUAAGAAAUUAUGGUGUAUUCCUCUGCUCUUCAUGUUAACUUUGGCUGUCAAAGAUGCUGAAAAGUUAACUAAGCUAAACAGGAAUGAGGGUAAAACUUCCAUUGUUUACUAAUCCUCUGUACAAAGCUCUGCCUCACCACGUCAUUAUCCUCCGCAACAGUACAAUAAACACUAAUUAAGCAAGCAAAGUAUUGUAUGUUGUAGAUAUUGGUGAUCUCAAUGUGCUUCAGUCGUGUUUCAUAGGAUGUAAUAGAGUAAUGAAUUUUCCACACACAUUACGACCUGUUAAGGACCAAUUUUUAUAUACUUCUCUCGUUUGCUUGGAUGCCUUUUCUAGUCUGUCAAUACUAAGCUGCAUGUAGACCAGUGGUUGUUAUGCAGUAUCCAAAGAGUUAACUGAAAGCAAAUCUGCCUGGUACUGCAUAAUUUUAGUAUAUAUAAUUGGAUGAAUUAUUUUUAUAAUUAUAUAAAUUGUAAAAUUGCCAAAUAUAUGUGUGUGUGCCUGUUUGCAGUACUCUGGGGUUCCUGUAUUCAAUCUCAACUAUCAAUGUUAUUAUUUUUCAUUGUUUUAUAAGGAGAUUAUCUAUGUAAUUGUUUUCCAGCAUAAUGCCAAUGUACUUGUAUCAAUAAAAAUACCUUCAAAGGA
Procambarus clarkii (red swamp crayfish) is the source of this 6486-nucleotide messenger RNA. RefSeq lists its product as uncharacterized. NCBI's taxonomy places the organism in Eukaryota, Metazoa, Arthropoda, Malacostraca, Decapoda, Cambaridae. The record is from RefSeq and is a predicted model, not a curated record.